AUGGAACAACCAACCAUCCUCUGGAACAACCAUCUGGAACAACUAACCAUCCUCUGGAACAACCAUCUAGAACAACCAACCAUCCUCUGGAACAACCAACCAUCCUAUGGAACAACCAACCAUCCUCUGGAACAACCAGCCAUCCUCUGGAACAACCAGCCAUCCUCUGGAACAACCAACCAUCCUCUGGAACAACCAUGUGGAACAACCAGCCAUCCUCUGGAACAACAAACCAUCCUCUGGAACAACCAACCAUCCUCUGGAACAACCAGCCAUCCUCCGGAACCAACCAUCCUCUGGAAAAAUCAUCCUCUGGAACAACCAUCCUCUAGAACAAACAACCAUCCUCUGGAACAAUCAACCAUCCUCUGGAACAAUCAACCAUCCUCUGGAACAAUCAACCAUCCUCUGGAACAAUCAACCAUCCUCUGGAACAACCAAACAUCCUCUGGAACAACCAGCCAUCCUCCGGAACCAACCAUCCUCUGGAACAACCAGCCAUCCUCCGGAACCAACCAUCCUCUGGAAAAAUCAUCCUCUGGAACAACCAUCCUCUGGAACAAACAACCAUCCGCUGGAACAAACAACCAUCCUCUGGAACAAACAACCAUCGUCUGGAACAAUCAUCCUCUGGAACAACCAUUCUCUGGAACAAACAAUAUCCUCAGGAACAACCCAUCCUCUGGAACAACCACCCAUCCUCUGGAACAACAACACAUCCUCUGGAACAACCAUCCUCUGGAACAACCCAUCCUCUGGAACAAACAAUAUCCUCUGGAACAACCCAUCCUCUGGAACAACCAAUCCUCUGGAACAACCAACCAUCCUCUGGAACAACCAACUAUCCUCUGGAACAAUCAUCCUCUGGAACAACCAGCUGUCCUCUGGAACAAACAACCAUCCUCUGGAACAAACAACCACCCUCUGGAACAAACAACCAUCCUCUGGAACAACCAGCUGUCAUCUGGAACAAACAACCAUCCUCUGGAACAAACAACCACCCUCUGGAACAAACAACCAUCCUCUGGAACAAACAACCACCCUCUGGAACAAACAACCACCCUCUGGAACAACCUCCCUCCGAAACAACCAUCCUCUGGAACAAACAACCAUCCUCUGGAACAGCCAUACUCUGGAACAAACACCUAUCCUCUGGAACAACCAACCAUCCUCUGGAACAAACAUCCAUUCUAUGGAACAACCAUCCUAUGGAACAACAAACCAUCCUCUGGAACAACCAUCCUCUGGAACAAACAACCAUCCUCUGGUACAAACAACCAUCCUCUGGUACAACCAUCCUCUGGUACAAACAACCAUCCUCUGGAACAAACAACCAUCCUCUGGAACAAACAACCAUCCUCUGGUACAAACAACCAUCCUCUGGUACAAACAACCAUCCUCUGGUACAAACAACCAUCCUCUGGAACAAACAACCAUCCUCUGGAACAACCAUCCAUCUGUGAAACACUUUUUUUUCACGAAUUGAGUAUGCAACUUCUUUUAAAUAUUAAAGAAUCUGCGUACAAUUCUUUGAAAUUAUAA
This is a messenger RNA of Procambarus clarkii (red swamp crayfish), 1542 nucleotides long. Lineage: Eukaryota; Metazoa; Arthropoda; Malacostraca; Decapoda; Cambaridae. The record is from RefSeq and is a predicted model, not a curated record.